AUGGCACAGUUUAGGGAGACAGAGUCGGUUCGAUUGUGCCUCAAGCACUUUCGGCAGCGCAAGCUAUUCGAUGCAUUCAAAGCACUUCAGGAGCGCACUCACACACGACUGGAGGACCCCUUAUUGACGAAACUGCAUCAGGAACUCGUACUCCGUGGCAACUUUAAACGGGCAGAGGAACUCAUUGCCGAGGCUGCAGAGCGUGGACUAUUUGACCAGUACAUUCAAGCGUACGACUACAAGCCCAUCUGGAAGAGGCUUCGAUCCAACAGCCAUCGCCAGGGCGUCCAUCAUCACCACCACUCCCACCAGUCAUCUCACCUAGAAGAUAGUCCACGACAUCGUGGAGGACACCAGAUGUGCAUUGAUACAAAGGGAGGCUAUGUCUACCUGAUGGGAGGAUGGGAUGGUGCGCGUGAUCUGGCCGACUUUUGGGCAUAUCAUAUCCCCUCACAGACUUGGAUUCUCAUCUCAGCCGACACAUCAUUACAAGGAGGCCCAAGUGCAAGGUCUUGCCACAAGAUCUGCUACAGUCCUCAGCACCAGGCGCUGUUCCUUCUAGGAAAGUACGUUGACCCUGACAACAGGAGCAAGGUUGACUUGUGUUCUGAUUUUUGGCGAUUUGACAUUGACCCAUCGUCGCCUCCUCAUGGUCGUUGGACAAAGAUCUGUGGCAACACUGCAGUGAUGAAUGGUCCAGAGCUGAUUUACGACCAUCAGAUGUGCCUUGACCCAGUCUCUCAGAUGCUGUAUGUCUUUGGAGGAAGGGUGGUUCAUUUGGACAAGAAUGUUCAGCACUACAGUGGUCUGUACUCCUACCACAUCCCUUCUGGUAUCUGGAAGCUUCUUCGAGCAGACGGACAUGCCGCCCCAAAGCAGGAUGGCACGACUGUAUUACGGUCACGUAUCGGACACUCUAUGCUCUACGACGAGGCCAUGCGCAGUCUCGUUAUCUUUGCCGGUCAGAUGAACAAGGACUACCUCUCGGACUUUUACGUCUACGACAUUGCGGCAGAUCGGGUGAUUGAAGUCUGCAAGGAUUACAACAAGCAAGGAGGACCUGAGGCGGGAUUUACACAGAGAGCCACCAUUUCUUCAAAGGGGCGAGAGAUCUAUGUUCUGUCUGGAUUGGUCAAGGACAGGGCGCUUGGAGCAGAGACCGUCAAGAACAGCUUUUGGGUGUUCAAGCUGCCUGGGCAGGACCAAAUGGAUGCUAUCCGUGAUGUGCAGUAUGCUUUGGCAAAUGCGAAGACAUCGGGGUCGAUAGGGUCCCUCGAGAGCAUAAUGAGCCAUGGUCGGUCGCUGUCUGGGCAGUCUGAGCAGAACAUUGACCGUGCCGAUGGUACUUCACGGUCCAGUUCAACACGCAGGAAGAUCGGAGAUGACGUUGGUCAUGGCCGCCGUGAUUUCGGUCGAAGGAGUUCUGGGCGCAUCAGCGGGCCAGCACACGAGUCGUCAUCAACAGCCGACGUGGCAUUUUCAGGUGGUGACGCGUCUUCAACAGGGACGAUUCAAACAAGGAGUUCGAGUGCAGCAGGAGCAGGAAGCAGCAACAAGCGGACGAGCAGCACGAGAUCAGGAUCUCCACCUUCCUUCCACCUAGCCAGGGCAAACGGCGAUCUGAUGGGCUCCUACUCGACUAGCCAUCGGGUGGCGCCAAAUGGACGGGAAGGGGCAGUCCCUGGUAUUUCAUCAGCAAACUCCAUCCCAAGUAUGCAUCGUCGGCCGUCUCUCACGAGGGCUCGACCUGAUGAUACCGCUGAGCCCAUGUCUUUGGCCUAUGUCCUGAGUGACCAAGGUUCUUGGCAAAAGAUCUUUCAAAACUCGAGUCCGGAGUUGGGCGAGCCCAGCGAACCCGAACCAGCGCCUCGUUACGCCCACCAGCUUGUCUAUGAUGACAUCAAUGAGGUACAAUAUCUCUUCGGCGGUAACCCCGGAGAGCAGGGCAACAUGAGCAAGCGUCUCGACGACUUUUGGGAACUUCGACUCUACAGACCAACGCCGGAUCAGAUUGUGAGAAAGGCCAAGUAUCUCCUUCGUACACAGCUGUUCAAGGAGCUAUGCCAGCGACCAGAGACAUCCGUACUCACGAGCACCACACCCGCCAGUCUAUCAACACCACCACAGCCCAAUGGGUCUUCAUCCAGCAGGAAGAACAGCAAUCGAUCAACUCACUCCAGUACUGGACUGAUCCAGCGCGGAACACCAGAGCACCACGAUCAGUCUCAGCGAGCGCUUAGCUUCCUCAGGAACGAGCUCAGUGUAGUGGUUGACCAAACCAACAAGGCCGAGAGCGAAGAAUUCAAGUCCUUGAUCCGUGGGCUUUUGCUAGGCGCCUUUUCACCCUCGGCAGGACUAUCAUCGUCGCUGUCUAAAUCCCAAAAGCCCUCAUUUGCCUUUACGGGUACGCGGACCAACCAUGCUGCAGGAAGUAUGGGCAACCCACUGAGAACGACUGUCUUGUUGGCGCCUUCCCCGAUCUCGUCACCCUCGAUCAAUAGCACGAGAUUGAUGCUCUCGUCUCACAAUCCUUCAUCGGGAAGAGGCCAACACGACCAUAAUUACAGCACUACCUCUGGAACAAGACCCUUCCUUGCGUCCCCGGAUGGUAGCCGCAGGAAUAUGCCUGCGUUUGGUAGGGACGACCAGCAGAAGAUUGAUGAGAAUGGACAGGAUGCUGACCGUGAGGAUGAGGACUCAGCGAUGCAAGGCCCCUACUCGCCACUCGAAUCUAAUCGGACUCCUCGUUCGUCUCGUCAGAGAGGAGGAGCGACAAAUGCUUCAGCUGUUGCUGAUGGCGGUGUUGUUGGUGGUGAGGAUCUGGAUAUCAAGGGGCUGGACCAUAAUGGGGACCAAAUCCAGCCCCGAUCGUCUAACAAUCAACGAGACAACAGUUCAGACGACCUCUCUGCCGGUGACAGGAGCGACCAGGACAACUCGAGCGACACUGGCACCGCGAUGGACGAAGAUAUCGAUGAGGUCCGUAGCGACGACAACGGUGACGACGGCGGCAACGAUGACGAGUACCUGGAUAUUGACUUGGAUGACCAGGAUCCGGUCAUGAAGGGGUUCUACCGCGACCGUACGAUGUUGUUUGAGCGACUCCUCGAGUUCUUUGCUGAGGAUGCCAAGCAGCCCAAGGGCGAUCUGACCGACCUUGUCAAAGUCGGUUAA
This is a messenger RNA of Linnemannia hyalina, 3174 nucleotides long. Lineage: Eukaryota; Fungi; Mortierellomycota; Mortierellomycetes; Mortierellales; Mortierellaceae. The record is from the annotation of a GenBank genome assembly.